UAAUUAGAAAACCCUAAACACCAGGCUAUUAAUCACAGAACCAAAAGCUACAACAUGUUGAUGCAGCAGUCUCCGAUUUUCAUUAUUACAUUUCUAAUUGCUGCAGUCUACGUGGGGCGUUGCUUGGCAGUAGCAAACCCAGCAGCAAACCCAGCAGCAGCAGCAGCAGCAGCAGAAGAGCCGGUUCUUGAGUUCUACAUGCAUGAUAUCCUAGGGGGAAGUAGUCCCACGGCUAGGCCCAUAACUGGUUUACUCGGAAACAUAUAUAGUGGUCAGGUACCUUUUGCUAAGCCUGUUGGGUUCGUGCCCCCACAAGGCGGUGUCGCCAUCCCUAAUGCAAAUGGUGCUAUUCCCACCGUCAAUGGCCUCACCGGUCUCCCUUUGGGGACCGGAUUAGCGGGCACGGCCUUCGCCAGCAACCCGAACCAAAACGGUCAGCCUCAGGUCCCCCUUGGACCGGAUGGAUUGGGGCUAGGAUUCGGAACGAUCACGGUCAUCGACGACAUACUCACUGCUAGCCCUGAUUUGGGGUCACAUACCAUAGGAAAAGCUCAGGGUGUUUACGUGGCUAGCUCGGCCGAUGGAACAACCCAGAUGAUGGCAUUCACUGCCAUGAUCGAAGGCGGGGAAUACAACGACAACCUCAACUUCUACGGGGUGUACAAGGUCGGAAGCACGAUGUCACAUGUGUCAGUGACGGGUGGAACCGGGAGGUUUAAGAAUGCUUGUGGUAUUGCGGAGGUCCGACCUCUUAUACCACCUGGCCAACAUGUCAUCGAUGGCGCUGAGACACUGCUGAGGGUCACUGUCCAUCUCAAAUACUAAGAUAUUGCACCUUGUCUUUAAAAUUAUGUGU
Molecule: messenger RNA, 856 nt
Organism: Hibiscus syriacus
Lineage: Eukaryota; Viridiplantae; Streptophyta; Magnoliopsida; Malvales; Malvaceae
Product: dirigent protein 18-like
Exons: 1
Coding region: 55-825 (256 amino acids)
Source: RefSeq, a predicted model, not a curated record